Messenger RNA from Penicillium malachiteum, 303 nucleotides. RefSeq lists its product as uncharacterized. The coding region runs from base 1 to 303 and encodes 100 amino acids. The transcript has a single exon. The record is from RefSeq and is a predicted model, not a curated record. Gene Ontology annotation, molecular function: hydrolase activity. NCBI's taxonomy places the organism in Eukaryota, Fungi, Ascomycota, Eurotiomycetes, Eurotiales, Aspergillaceae.
AUGGCCCAGAAAUUCCUUCGACACACACCAACCAGCUACGUCCUGUCCCUCCAGUAUCGACUCGCCGGCCAACGAAACUGUCGCUUCCCAGCGCAACUUCAAGAUGCCAUCUCCGCAUAUCCCUAUAUGCUACACACGUUACGAAUUCCAUCAUCGCAAAUCAUCUUAAGUGGAGAUAGUUCAGGAGGAAAUCUCGUCCUUGCGCUUUUACGAUAUAUCACACAGUUCAAAAAUUAUAAACUUCUCCCAGCACCAAAACGUAUUUGGAUUUGGUCACCCUGGUGUGAUGUUCCUGCAGCUUAG